AUGGGCCCUCAGGGCAAGCGAUGGCCGAAGUGGAAGCAGCGGCGCGACAACUCGGGCGAUGAUGUCACCGAAGAGAACCGUCAGAAAAAGCUCCACCACGGCAUCAAGUGCAUCCGAAAGGCGCUGAAGAAGGCACGCACCUUCGAGGAGCAAAAGAUCAAGCGGCGAACCGCGCAGGCGACGGCGGCGGCGAAAAGCGGCGGGAAGAAGCCCACAAUCGUCGCGAGCGCCGCGUUGCUCGAUGCGGAUAAGCUCGCGCAGCAGCUCGUGGCUGUCAAGGCACUCGAUCUCGAGGCACUCGGAUCCUACAUGGGGCGCGCCACGUACGACGCCGUCCUCGCGUCCCGAGAUGCGCCCACCGCCGAAAAAGCUCUACCAACCGCCGACGAGACGGAGACGGCGACGGCGGAGACGGCCGUCGGGCCUGGUGCUAUCGAAGCGGCGGGCGUGCAGCAGGCUCUCGUCGUCGCCCGUCGUAUUCUCGCCGCCGCCUGCGUGCGGACGGAGGUGAACGCCCUGCAGGAGAAGCUUGUGCUGGUGGGAGACAGGCAGGAGUGGGCAAAGGGCAGACUCGAGCGGGAGGAGCUCAGGCGGCUCGCAAAGGAGGAGGCAACGGCGGCGAAGGAGAAAGCGAAGGAAGAGGCGGAGAAGGCGAAACAAGAGGAGAAGGAUCGCACGAAGCACAGAGGUCCCGGGGCUGUCGACGAUGGGAAAGUGGGUAGCGAAGGCGGCGACGACAGCGAAAGGGAGAGCGGGGAUGAGGAAGACGACUGGAGCAGCGGCGGGGAGGACGACGGUCGCCCGGACCUCAGCGACAGUGAUGACGAGGACUCCGACUCGGAUGAUAUCGUCAUCAAGGACGAUGACGGUGAGCUCGAGCGGUUUCUUGCGGAGGAGGCUGCGAACGAGGGAGGCGAUGUUGGAAGCAGCGACGACGAAGAAGAGGAAGAAAGCGAGAGCGACCCGGACGAGGAGCUGCCUCCCGAGCUCGCCAAGAUCCUCGGCGUUGAGCAGAAACGGAAAAAGGGUGGAAACGUGAAGGAUGAAAAGAAAGGAGCGAAGAAGAAGGCGGAACCCCCCGCCAAGAAGAAACCGAAGAAGCGCAUGGGUCAGCGCGCACGACGUGCCAUCGCCGAGGCAAAAUUCGGACAGAAUGCAAACCACAUCAAGGCUGAGCGCGAAGAACAGAUGCGGCGAGAGAGGCAGGCGCGCGAGCAAGAGGAGAUGGCCAAGAUGCAUCCGGCGUGGGCGGCGAAGCGCGCAGCUGCGGCGGCAUUGGCUGCGGCGCCAAAGGGAACGAAGGUUUCCUUUGGUGACGACGGCGACGCGGUUGGUGUUCAAAAGCUCAAGAGAACGUCGGAGGGCGCUCAAGUCAGGAACGAAAGGGAUGGUAAGAAGUCGACGACUCCGAAGCCGAAGGCUCCAAAACCUCCCAAGGUGCAUAUCGAGAUCAAGGGCGGCACUGGUGAGGUGGUGGGCAAGGUGACCAAGCCGAUGGGACCUUCAGGCGCGAAGAAGGAUGAUGAUAAAUCCGCCAAGAAGAAGCCGAGUGGCGGAUACGACGGAUACAAUCCGGACGCGGCUGAGUCUCAUCCCGCGUGGGCGGCGAAGCGCAAGGCCGCCGAGCAGGCCACCGCCAAGCCCGCGGGCAAGAAGAUCAAGUUUGACGAUUAG
Molecule: messenger RNA, 1674 nt
Organism: Micromonas commoda
Lineage: Eukaryota; Viridiplantae; Chlorophyta; Mamiellophyceae; Mamiellales; Mamiellaceae
Exons: 1
Coding region: 1-1674 (557 amino acids)
Source: RefSeq, a predicted model, not a curated record